AUGAAUCUGAAUAUCCUUAUAUCACUGCUUAUACCCUUAUUAUCGGUAUGUUCUGCUGCCCAUACUAAUAAUUGGGCUGUUCUGGUUUCGACUUCAAGGUUUUGGUUCAACUAUAGACAUUUGGCUAAUGUUCUGAGUAUGUACAGAACUGUCAAGAGACUAGGUAUUCCAGAUUCGCAAAUUAUUUUGAUGUUAAGUGACGAUGUAGCCUGUAAUUCAAGAAAUCUAUUCCCUGGAUCUGUUUAUAACAACCAAGACAGAAUAAUAGAUCUUUAUGGUGAAUCUGUGGAGGUCGAUUACAGAGGUUACGAUGUUACAGUGGAAAAUUUUAUAAGAUUAUUAACUGACAGAUGGUCAGAAGAUCAACCAAAAUCAAAGAGAUUAUUAACUGAUGAAAAUUCCAAUAUCUUCAUCUAUAUGACUGGUCAUGGUGGUAAUGAUUUCUUAAAGUUUCAAGAUGCUGAAGAAAUUGCCUCUGAAGAUAUUGCUGAUGCUUUUGAGCAAAUGCAUGAGAAGAAAAGAUAUAAUGAAAUUUUCUUCAUGAUUGAUACUUGCCAAGCAAAUACAAUGUUUUCGAAGUUUUAUUCUCCAAACAUUUUAGCGGUAGGUUCUAGUGAAUUAGAUGAAAGUUCAUACUCUCAUCACUCAGAUGUGGACAUCGGUGUCGCUGUGAUUGAUAGGUUCACUUAUUAUAGUUUGGACUUCCUGGAAAAUAUUGAAAAAAAUUCUACUUUGACUCUACAAGAUUUAUUUGAUUCUUAUACUUUUGAAAAAGUUCAUUCAAACGUAGGUGUAAGAAAAGAUCUAUAUGGCAGAAAUCCUAAAGAAGUAUUGAUUACUGAUUUUUUUGCAAAUGUUCCAAAUAUUAUCCCUGAUACAAAUUCAGAAAUUAAAAAAUCAAAUUAUAAAAAUGCAAACUCAAAACAUUCUUCAAGCAAUAUAUUACAAAUGGUAAUGCAAAAAGCUACAUCUUUACCAGACGUGGCAAAUACCGAAUCAUUACAAAAGACAUUUUCUAUGGGUAAAAUAAUUAAUAAUGAAGUUAAUGAUGAUUCCAAAAAAUUGAGCAAAAUUGUUCCAACAGCAAGUAUCUCAAUCUUAAUAUUAGCUUUCAUAAUUAUAUUCCAAUUAUCAAAACCAAUGAAUAAUGAGAAUAUGGUAGAUUUAUUCUCAAAAUGA
This is a messenger RNA of Vanderwaltozyma polyspora DSM 70294, 1179 nucleotides long. It is a transcript of the gene GPI8, whose product is annotated as GPI-anchor transamidase. The transcript has a single exon. Gene Ontology annotation, biological process: attachment of GPI anchor to protein; protein localization to cell surface; proteolysis. The record is from RefSeq and is a predicted model, not a curated record. Gene Ontology annotation, cellular component: GPI-anchor transamidase complex. The coding region runs from base 1 to 1179 and encodes 392 amino acids. NCBI's taxonomy places the organism in Eukaryota, Fungi, Ascomycota, Saccharomycetes, Saccharomycetales, Saccharomycetaceae. Gene Ontology annotation, molecular function: GPI-anchor transamidase activity.